Messenger RNA from Boleophthalmus pectinirostris (great blue-spotted mudskipper), 1963 nucleotides. RefSeq names its product transmembrane protein 120B (gene tmem120b). The transcript has 12 exons. Lineage: Eukaryota; Metazoa; Chordata; Actinopteri; Gobiiformes; Gobiidae. Bases 95 to 1111 code for a protein of 338 amino acids. Gene Ontology annotation, cellular component: membrane. The record is from RefSeq and is a predicted model, not a curated record. Gene Ontology annotation, biological process: fat cell differentiation.
GCACUGCGGCCCGGGCAAAAUCGCAUUCUGAGUGGACUGAAACCAAUCCCAAUCCCGGCUGUGCUGUCCGUGUCUGUUCAGCUCCUCUACUACAAUGUCUAAAUCCAAGUUUCAAACGGAAUGGGAGGAACUUGAUGAAGAAUAUCAACAAUUACAGGAAACACACAAAAUAUACAGACAGAAACUCGAGGAACUCACCAGUCUUCAGACUUCAUGCAGUAAUGCAAUAAACAAACAGAGAAAGUGUCUAAAGGAUAUAAAAUACAAUUUAAAAAGGUCCGCUCAAACUUCUGAUGAGAAGGACCUAAGGAUCCUAACCGAGAUUCAAACCCAAAUCAAAGACCGAGAAAAUGUGUUUUUUGAUAUGGAAGCAUACUUGCCAAAGAAAAAUGGCCUGUACCUAAAUUUGGUUCUAGGGAAUGUAAAUGUUACGCUUCUCAGUAAUCAGGCAAAAUUUGCUUAUAAAGAUGAGUAUGAGAAAUUCAAGCUUUAUCUCACAAUAAUUCUACUGUUUGGAGCCAUAACAUGCCUAUUUUUCUUAAAUUAUCGUGUUACUGAUGAAAUCUUCAACUUUUUACUUGUAUGGUACUACUGCACUUUGACCAUAAGGGAAAGCAUUCUCAUGAGUAAUGGCUCUAGGAUAAAAGGGUGGUGGGUCUCUCACCAUUAUGUCUCCACUUUUCUCUCAGGUGUCAUGCUUACUUGGCCAGAGGGAUCAAUGUAUCAAAUGUUCAGAAGCCAGUUUCUAGCAUUCUCUAUUUAUCAAAGCUUUUUACAGUUCUUGCAGUAUUAUUACCAGAGUGGCUGCUUAUACAGACUUCGGGCUCUUGGGGAGAGAAAUCAAUUGGAUCUCACAGUGGAGGGAUUCCAGUCCUGGAUGUGGAGAGGCCUUACUUUUCUCUUACCAUUCCUCUUCUUUGGCCACUUUUGGCAGCUCUACAACUCUGUGACCUUGUUUCGCUUGGCACAACAUGAGGACUGUAAAGAGUGGCAGGUUUUUAUGCUGGCAUUGACAUUUCUAGUCCUGUUCCUGGGAAACUUCCUCACCACCCUAAAAGUUGUUCACCAAAAAAUACAGAAAUCUCCUGAGGAGGUGAAGAAAAAUGACUGAGGAUAAACUCAGCCCUUCUUUCAAGACAAGUAACUUUGAAUCAAGAAUGCACAAUCACUUCACAGUAUGAUUUCAUCUGGAGACUGAUUGAAGCCAGUAGUUUGACUCCAGUUUGAUGAUGGCUGCAGCGUCAAGCCAAAGUUACUGUCCAGCAGCUUUUAUUUUUGAAUAAAUAUUGGUAUUGCACUGUCAAUCACUAAAAAAUGCCCCCCAGGUAGCUGAACUGAAGGAAAAGAAUGUGGUUCAAUGCAUAAUUAUCUAUAAAUGGUAUGCAUCUAAACAAGCUCACAGAAAAUGAAUUGCCUUCGAUUACCCAAUUCUGUUGUAAUACUUUUGUCAAGUGCUAAAACUCAAGCAUUGCUUAGCACCAUCAGGGAAACUGACUGAGAGUGACUCCUUCCUUUUUAAUUUCAUUAUUCUCUCUGCUGAACAAUAUUUACACUUUUGAAUUUUGGGGGGAAAUUGUUAUAGGCACUGACUGACAUAAAUGCUGAAGCCUAUGUGUGGCUAACUGGGUACAUAGGUGUCAUUGUUAGAAAUGCAUUGUAAUCUGCACAAUUGUGUGAAAUUGAUUCCUGAUGAAACUUGAAUCUACAUCAGUUGUUUUUGGUACUGUAUGGGAUUAUUCUUUCACUGAAGCAAGUAUGUACCAUUCUUACUUGUAUGACAUUUUGCAAUGAUAUGAAUUUGAAUGCCAUCAUUGGAAGUUUUGUUAUAGGAUCCUGGAAUUGUUCACUGCACAUUCAUAAAACUGCUAUUACUAGUUGCAGCUAAUUAUCAAAAUAUUCUGAGAUGCAUUGCCUUAAGGUGACAUUAAAGAAACAGACGCAUAGCUGUAGAUUUAUUAUUAAG